AUGGUACCGACUUCCAUCAUGAAGCUUCUGGUAUUAGCACUCGUAGCUACUGCGUCCGCUGCCCCUCAGGGAUACGACCUGGGUACGCCCACUGGUCCUUCCUUUGAGUCUGGGAGCUGUGGGGAUGGACAAGUGCGGCACGUGGAUGGCAGCUGCGUGACACCUCAAGUGAACAGCCGUGUGUUCCUGUACGAUGUGCCAGCAAACGAAGGUGUAGUCAAUCGGCCAGACUACAUUCCAGAGCCUAAAGUGGAACGCAAUAUCAUUUUUGUAAGACUGCCUGAAGGUGCAGAUGGACCAGAACCCAUCGUCGUACCACCGCCACAACAGCAACACGUCGUGUAUGUCCUGAACAAGCAGUCUGAACAUGACCAACGAGUGAUCGAGGUUCCAGCACCACCGCCAUCCAACCCCGAAGUGUUCUUCGUGAACUACGCAGAAGGAGAGAACCCGACUCUUCCCAGCGGAGUCGACCUCCAGACGGCGCUGAGUUCAGCUUCCCAGGGCGGCGGCCAAAUUGUUGGCGGUGGUGGAGUUGGAGGAGGAAUCGGAGGUGGAAUCGGAGGCGGUAUUGGAGGCAGUAUCGGAGGCGGUAUCGGAGGCGGUAUUGGAGGCGGUAUCGGAGGUGGCAUCGGUGGCGGUAUCGGAGGCGGAAUCGGAGGCGGAAUCGGAGGCGGUAUUGGAGGUGGCAUUGGAGGAGGCAUCGGUGGCGGUAUCGGAGACGGUACUUAUUCCCCUCCUUCUAACCUGUACGAGACACCUUGAAAACAUUCCUAUGCC
Penaeus monodon (black tiger shrimp) is the source of this 780-nucleotide messenger RNA. Its product is annotated as ATP-dependent RNA helicase A-like. The transcript has 2 exons. The coding region runs from base 1 to 765 and encodes 254 amino acids. Lineage: Eukaryota; Metazoa; Arthropoda; Malacostraca; Decapoda; Penaeidae. The record is from RefSeq and is a predicted model, not a curated record.